AAGCACGUAUCAAACCCCGAUCACUCAUUCAUUCUUUCAUUCAUAUCUCUGGCUUGUGGUUCACUCCACUUCCUCCCUUCUUCUCCGAUUCUCCUCCUCUUCAAUGGCGGAAACCUCCACCCUCUGCUUCUCUCGAUUGACCUUCUCUUCUUCCGCUCCUUCCUCCAUUUCGCCUUCCAGAACCUUCCCCUUCUUCUCCCAUUUCAACUCCUUCCCUCUCUCGCCUUCUCAUUCUAUCACUCAACCUCGUCUCCUACGUUUCGCGCCCAAAGCAAACCACUCCGGCGACCACUCCUUCGGAUUCUUCCCGUGGUCCGACGAUGCCGACGACGAGAUUCAAUGGCUUCCUGAGGACAGAAUUACCUUGUUCACGGCUGAAGGACUGGUCCAGAUUGGAGGCUCCAUGGUUCCUCGCCGUGUCAGCUCUUCAGAUAAAAAGCAAGGGAAAUUCAAAACUUCUAAAAAAUUUCAACGGUUCCAAGAGACUGAUUACAUGGAUCCCAAUCAAGGCCUUUGUCUGGGUGCACUAUUUGAUAUUGCAGCUACUAAUGGACUUGAUAUGGACAGAAGACUUUGUAUUUUUGGUUUCUGCCGCUCCAUUGAGAUGCUUAGUGAUGUGGUGGAGGACACUGUCUUAGAGCAUGGUGGCGAGGUUCUUGCUGCGGAGAAGGCAAGUAAAGGUGAUUUACAUGAAAAGCUAACCAUGACUGUUGCAGUGCCAUUACUAUGGGGUGUUCCUCCAGCUUCUGAGACACUACACCUUGCUGUUAAAAGUGGUGGAGGGAUUGUAGAGAAGGUCUAUUGGCAAUGGAACUUUCUGUAGAUGUAUAUUGUAGGUCUCCUAACCAUUUUUUGUGCAUUCUGUACAUAAAAUUAGUAUUUCUGUAUAUGCACAAAAUAUCAUUUAUCAUUGUAUCUCGGUACAUGUACAAAAAAUUAUUGUCAUGUCAAUAUCCAAUUGCCGGUUCUUUCGGCCACAAUAAACUGAACUUGUCUAGCUUA
Messenger RNA from Lotus japonicus, 1002 nucleotides. RefSeq lists its product as uncharacterized. Lineage: Eukaryota; Viridiplantae; Streptophyta; Magnoliopsida; Fabales; Fabaceae. The record is from RefSeq and is a predicted model, not a curated record. The transcript has 5 exons. The coding region runs from base 104 to 823 and encodes 239 amino acids.